Messenger RNA from Neurospora tetrasperma FGSC 2508, 2709 nucleotides. RefSeq lists its product as uncharacterized. The transcript is spliced from 3 exons. Lineage: Eukaryota; Fungi; Ascomycota; Sordariomycetes; Sordariales; Sordariaceae. Gene Ontology annotation, molecular function: nucleic acid binding. The coding region runs from base 1 to 1974 and encodes 657 amino acids. The record is from RefSeq and is a predicted model, not a curated record.
AUGGCGCCUAAGAAGGGUAAACGGCCACAUGCGGGACCCAAAACUGCCCGGUUCACCAUGCGAGAUGAGGCUAGAAACACGACAUCCCAUCAACUACUUUUGGGUACGAGUCUCAGGACGAAGCCUGUCCAGUUUGUGAGUGCCGGCUACAUCGAGCCGCUCAAGCAGCCUGAGUUGUUACCUCCUGCAUCCCCAACAUUGGUUGGGGUGGAUACCGCAGAGGAGAUUCAGCUUCAGCUCAAUGAGAUUCAGGAAGCUACGGUUGAAGCCGUUGGAGAAAACUCAAAGCCGCUGGGCAUCGAUGUACAACAGUCCGAGCCCAGCCGCAACGAUAGCACUCACGACGAAACCGACCCGGUCGCGAAGACAGACGAGAAUGUUGAAGCUACCGAGCAGCUCUUCUUUUUCGACGUAGCUCGGGACGAAACUGUGGUUGGCACAGAUCAACCGCCCGUGCCGAUUCCAAAUCGCCAGCCGCUUGCUGAUCAUUCCGACUCGAGUGAGGAGAUUAUUCUCUUCCGAGGCAGAACCACGCAUGUCCAACCCACAGUCCAGCCGGUAUGCGAGCCAAGAAACCAUGCUACCAACAUGACUCGUCAACCCAUGGUUGGCAGUACCGGAACUGCUGCAGCCUCCACGAGUACGAAGGUGAUCAUUGCAGCCAGGCCUACUUCUGCGCAAGGUGGCAGGCCCACGUCCGCAUUUAAACGAAAGAGCCCCAAGCGGGACUCGAAGCGAGAUUCGAAGCGGGAACAGAAAUACAUGGAGGAUGAUGACGAGGAUGAAAUCCUGGCUGACUAUAUCGCCAAUCUUGCGGACGACUCCGAUGGAGAUGACAUACUCACCAGCCACCUCAGGACUUUCGCCAACCGCAGGGACCUAGGUGGAAAUGGGAACUCUGUCAACUUUGGGGACGAAUCGGAUGACAUGGAUGCCAUGUCUGAGACAGGCGGUAGCAACGCCAGCGACGAUAGUGGUGAAAACGAGCAACUGGAUAUUGAUGAAGAAGACAUCGACGACGAGACACUUGCUCGUCUCUUCGCUAAACAAGAGGAACUGGGCAUGGGAAGCAACGAACUGGUCUUGUUCUCAGAGGAGGCGGCUUUCAACGUCCAAAAGGCCAAGAAUAAAAAGCGUGCAGGCCGAACCGAAGGGUUUCCCAGUGCCACCGCAGUGGCGGAUGCAUUUGACGGUCUCGAGUUGACUGAUGGAUGGGUCAACCCCGGGUUUAUCCCACCAGGACGGAAUCGGCGCAAUAAACAACCUCCCAACUUCAAUGUGUCAGACUCUGAGAUUGAACUAGUUUUGAAGACUGCAUGGCAGAAAGAUAGAGAGAGGAAAAAGCAGCGCAAGCUCGAGCGGGAGGAAUUGCGUGCCCAAGGCCUUUUGGGUAAACGUGCCAACCCAGACGACUUGCGCGUCAAGUAUCUCACUGGGAUGACACUUGACGACAUCAAAACUGAGCUUGUGGCAUUUCUCCUCACCACAGAAGAGAGUCUCCAGUUUCCCCCAAUGGAUAAACAGGCUCGCAAGGUUCUUCACGAAUUGGCCAACAAGCUCAAAAUCAAAUCUCAGUCAACGGGAAAGGGAGACCAGCGCCGUCCGAUUCUAUACCGCACGAAAGCCACCUUGAGAUACAAAGGACACCGAAGUGAAGAAGUGGUCACUCAUGUUGACCAGGCAGCGGUACGAAUUAACCGGAAGUACUUCCACCGACUUGAUGCGAAGGGCAAACCCUCGUACAAAACCCCGUCUGGUGGCGGCGGUGGACGUUCCGGUCACCAAGCCGUCACAGUACGUGAAGGUGAAAUUGUGGGAGCCUCAGCCCCGGAAUUAGGCCAGGAGAAUAAGGGCCGCGCCAUGCUGGAAAAGAUGGGAUGGAGUAAGGGGAUGGGUCUCGGUAGCUUGGAUAACAAGGGAAUUCUGGAACCUGUGAAGCAGGUUGUCAAGCGAUCCAAGGCAGGUCUUGGAUAAGAUGCUGGGUACCAACUUGUGAGCAGGAAUGCCUGGGCUGAACGACCUCGAGGUGUACCGCGGCAAAGAUGUGUAAGUAUCAAUAUUCGACGGGAUCCAGAUCCUCCACUGUGCAUACAUAUCACCUGGCAUGGUCUACGCUUGUACACAGGAAGUGCGAAAAUGUGAAAAGAGGGAACCAAAAAUGCCAAAGAACAGGAAAUCAAAGGGGGGUUCUUUUCUGGUGCAAGCAGUGACUGGUUAUAACUAGCUCUCCCAUCACGACGUCGAGAUGCAUAUGCCGGAAACAGACUGUCGACGUUAGGUCUUUACCUCCUGCAUCACACCUCUCUCCUGCGUAGCCCAUUACAUAACAUAGAUCAUAAACGCUCGGUUCGGUGCUCCAACCGCCCCCCCCUCUCUUUUUGCCUCAACGAUCACCAUAGGCAACAGUGGCUCGUCCACGAGAAACGACUAUUCCUUCGCUAAAUCGGCCCAGCUCCGAACCCUCUCUUUGUGAGGCCAAACCAUGGGCUUGACUAGUUCUGACGAACGUACUCACUAACCAUGCCCAGUGACAUCGGGCCAAACUCCAUUUCAGAGUUUCAAAGCCGCGAUGGUGCCCUUGGGGUCAUGGCAGUUAUGGUUGGUUUCGUCGGUCAAAACAGAGCCAUGCAUUUGAGGGCCCUUGCUGGAUGUUCAUUUUUUGUUGCCCCGUGUCGUUGAAGCGAAGGCGCCGUCACUGAUCAAACUGAA